GUGCGCAGUUCGGGCGCAGGUUCGGUUCUGAGAGUGAUGAUGGUGGACCUGAGCGCGUGGACCGGGCCGUUAGCGCUGAAUGAGGUGGAGGAGGUUCCGGUUCGGCCGCUGCGGGUUCAGUACGGACCGCUCGAGAUCGACCAGCUGGGGAAAGUGGUGACGCCCACCCAGGUGCAGAAUCGGCCCACGCUGAUUGAAUGGGAGGGAUGUGACUCCAGUAAACUCUACACUCUGGCCAUGACCGACCCGGACGCUCCCAGCAGGAAGGACCCCAAGUUCCGGGAGUGGCAUCACUUUCUGGUGGUGAAUAUGAAGGGGAAUGAUGUGAGCAGUGGGUGCGUGAUGUCGGAUUAUGUUGGCGCCGGCCCCCCUAAAGGAACCGGUCUCCAUCGGUACGUGUGGUUGGUUUAUGAACAGUCCGGAUCGCUGAGCUGCACCGAACCCGUCCUCACCAACCGCUCCGGAGACAAACGAGGAAAAUUUAAGCUCUCCAGCUUCCGCAGUAAAUACGGGCUGGACGUCCCCGUCGCCGGGUCCUGCUUCCAGGCCGAGUGGGACGAUUACGUCCCCAAACUGUACGAGCAGCUCUCCGGCAAAUAAACCGAGUCCAGGCCCUGGUUCUGGAGGAUCACCUUCACCUGAAUCCGUUAUCCCAACACCCGUUAUCAUCAGUAUUAACAGCAGCGCUAGCAUGCUAAUCUGCUAAUCUGAACCGCAAAUCUGAAUCCCGACUCCUGACUCCACGACCCCAAUGCCUUCGAUUCACUGCUUCUACUGCUUUUAAUUUAAUUUAAAUUUAAUUAAAUUCAGAUAUAAUUUAAUUCGAUUAGGUUUGAUUUGUAAAAUUGAGAUGUUUCAGUUCCAAAACAGUUUUUUUUUCCCCAUAACUUGUUCCUAUGGAUACAAAUCUUCAUUAAUUUCUGCACUAUACUGUUAUUAUAGUGUAAUUGUGAUGCUGUUCUGUUGGUUAUUGGUCUGUAAGAAGUGUCAGAAGGAAUGAUGGGAAAUGUUGUUCCACAAUAAAAAUAAAAAAGUGUUCUCAUUCA
Astyanax mexicanus (Mexican tetra) is the source of this 1046-nucleotide messenger RNA. RefSeq names its product phosphatidylethanolamine binding protein 1 (gene pebp1). The coding region runs from base 37 to 600 and encodes 187 amino acids. The transcript has 4 exons. Gene Ontology annotation, biological process: negative regulation of MAPK cascade. The record is from RefSeq and is a predicted model, not a curated record. Lineage: Eukaryota; Metazoa; Chordata; Actinopteri; Characiformes; Acestrorhamphidae.